Oryza brachyantha (malo sina) is the source of this 1485-nucleotide messenger RNA. Its product is annotated as serine/threonine-protein kinase 16-like. The transcript has 6 exons. Gene Ontology annotation, biological process: protein phosphorylation. The record is from RefSeq and is a predicted model, not a curated record. Lineage: Eukaryota; Viridiplantae; Streptophyta; Magnoliopsida; Poales; Poaceae. Gene Ontology annotation, cellular component: cytoplasm. Bases 153 to 1229 code for a protein of 358 amino acids. Gene Ontology annotation, molecular function: ATP binding; protein serine/threonine kinase activity.
GCGUGUUAUGCCUUCCGCCGAUACCCACCAGACCCAGAUCUAGCGAGCGCGCCACCCGAGGAAGAAGAGAGACGACCCUCAUCAGUAGUAUAGAAGCGCAGACGCGGCGCGCGUCUCGUGCGGGCGAAUGCAAUUGUAAGCCACCGCCGACGAUGGGGUGCUCCUUCUCUGGGCUAAACGCGCUCUACGACACCGUCGGCGGUGGCGGAGGCGACAUCUGGGUCAACGACUACCGCUUCCGAGUCAUCCGCAGGCUCAGCGACGCCGGGCCAGCGGGAUCCUCCGUCUUCCUCGUCAAGGAGGUUGUCGCCGCCGCCGCUGCCUCCGACGGCACAGCCGGAGCCGGGCCUGGCGCUGCUGGGCUCGCCAAGAAGAAGGGCGUCGAUCCAUCCCAUAUCUCAGCUGAUGGAACAUAUGCAUUGAAGAAAGUUCUUAUUCAGAAUGACCAGCAUUUAGAGCAAGUUCGGCAGGAGAUCAGAGUGUCCUCUCAAUUCAGUCAUCCAAAUCUACUUCCUCUCCUUGAAAAUGCUAUUAUUUCAGUUAAGGGCGUGCAAGAUGGGUCACAUAAUCAUGAAGCUUACUUAUUGUUCCCAGUUCAUUUGGACGGAACCUUGCAGGAUAUCAAUAAAAGUAUGCUAGAAAAGAAAGAAUAUUUACCAACAAUCACUAUUCUCCAAAUAUUGCGCCAGCUAUGUGCAGGACUGAAGCAUAUGCACAGUUUUGAUCCACCUUAUUCUCAUAAUGGGGUUAAACCUGACAAUGUUCUCAUAACUCAGAGGAAGGAUCAACCUCAUCUUGCUAUCUUGAUGGAUUUUGAAAGUGCUCGUCCUGCAAGAAUAGUUAUUAGAUCAGAAGCAGAAGCUUUGCAGUUACAGGAAUGGGCUUCGGAGCACUGUUCUGCACAUUACCGAGCACCUGAAUUGUGGGAAUGCCCAAGUCAUCUUGACAUUGAUGAGAGGACAGAUAUUUGGUCUUUGGGAUGCACUCUAUAUGCAAUGAUGUAUGGGAAGUCCCCAUUUGAGUAUGAACUUGAUGAAAGUGCUGAUGAAACCUUACAGUCAGUUACAAAGAACGCUCAAAUUAAAUGGCCUACUGAAGCUGGUGCCACAUAUCCUGAUUCUCUCCGCCAGUUUGUAACUUGGAUGCUGCAGCCUCACCCUGCAGUUCGUCCCCACAUUGAUGAUAUCAUCAUCCACGUUGAUAAGCUCAUUGCGAAGUACUCAACUUGACCUGACGUUAAAUGGGACUUCUUCCAUAGAAAAAUGUUAUGUAAGUCAAUUGAACAUCUACUUGAUUCAUCAAAUGUGAUAAAUAUAAGUUUGUUUCUUUAUGUGUUAAAGUGAUAAAAAAAGGAAGAGGGCUGUUUUGUUGUUAUAUUGUAUUCACAUAUUUAUAAACCUGCUAUUGUUCAUGAAUACAGUUGCCUGUAGAUCAAUGUGUUUUCUCUGGUGCCCCAGUGUAUUCAAUGAUAAGGGAUGUCAUUCU